Molecule: messenger RNA, 1220 nt
Organism: Lolium perenne
Lineage: Eukaryota; Viridiplantae; Streptophyta; Magnoliopsida; Poales; Poaceae
Source: RefSeq, a predicted model, not a curated record
AGAACAAGGCAGAAAUCCCCAAUCUCCCGGUCGCCGGAACACCCCACCCGAGCGCACCGGCAGCCGGCGAGGAACCCGCUCCGGUAGGCGGCGAUGGGCGGGCACGGCGGUCUGAACAUCCUGCCGCAGAAGCGCUGGAACGUCUACAGGUUCGACAACCAGGAGAAGGUCCGCGUCGACGAGGCCGAGGCCGCCCGCCAGGACCAGCUCCAGCGGGAGGCCACCCGCCGCCGCGAGUCCCACUCCCGCCUCGUCGCGCUCCGCCGCAACCGCGGCCUCCAGGCCGACUCGCCCUCCCCACCCCGUGCCCCGUCUCCACCCCGGUCCGCGGAUCAGGUCGCCCCGCCCCCGCCUCCACCCCCCGCCGCCCGGCAUGCGGAUCCACUACCCGUCGCCUCCGACGGCGACCACAUCAACCUCUUCUCCGGCGGCGGCGGGGCCGCCGACUUCGCCGCGCUCGCCUCCGCUAGCGGCGGGAGGGGCGCGGCUCGGGAGCGGGAGCCCGCUGCCGACUCCAAGCCGAACCCUAAGAAGCGGAAGAAGGAGGAGGAGACCAGGACGGCGGGGCCCGACGAUGAGAAGUACAGGCUGGGUUACGGCCUCGCCGGGAAGGGCGUCGCUGCGCCCUGGUACGCGUCCAAGCCCUUGGCUUCCUCGUCCAAGGAUAGGAGAGAUUGCGCGGCAGGCAGCGGGGAGAAGAGGAGUGGAGGGAAGAAGAGCAUCGAGGAGCUUAGAGAGGAGAGGAGGAAGAGGGAGGCCAAGGAGAAGGAGCGCGAGCGCGCUUUGCUUACCACUACAUCGAGGAAGAAGGAGAGGCAGCCGGACCGGGGGUACUCGUCAAGGUAUGUGCGUUGAUGUGGUGGUUCGUGUGAUAUGGUGUGAAGGAUUUGCAAUGGAUAUUCGCUGGAGGAAACAGAAGAUGUCGUGACUAUCCUAAGCGAAAAGAUUGGGAAAGAUCAAUGGGGAGGCCAAGAGCCAUGCUGCUCAGGUGCCAUCGCAUGAACUUUGAAGCAGUUUAAGAUCAUCUCAAUGAACAGCCUAAGAUUUGUUAGAGAUUAGUUUGUUUGUGAUUUAAUUCUGUAAACCAACAAGUGUAUUAGUAGUGUGCCAAGCUGGUGAUUGCAUAUCCACUAUUCUUGUAAAUUUUACCAACUCUUUCCUGCUGUACAUACUUGGUUUGGGUUUCUGAAUUUCACUAUUGAAACAAAUGUUCCAAGUUC